Molecule: messenger RNA, 4350 nt
Organism: Misgurnus anguillicaudatus (oriental weatherfish)
Lineage: Eukaryota; Metazoa; Chordata; Actinopteri; Cypriniformes; Cobitidae
Gene: dnajc6
Product: DnaJ (Hsp40) homolog, subfamily C, member 6
Biological process (GO): synaptic vesicle uncoating; clathrin-dependent endocytosis
Cellular component (GO): postsynaptic density; intracellular membrane-bounded organelle; cytoplasm
Molecular function (GO): clathrin binding
Source: RefSeq, a predicted model, not a curated record
UACACUGAGAAUAAUGAACGAUUUAUUGCAAAACAAAAACAAUAGUAAAGCAUAUAAACAUUACGAAAAAUAUAUAUUGUAAAUCUAUUUGCUGAUCUAGGUAAAUUAAAUGAAUGAUCGGUGUGGGUUAGGCAAAUGCACUGAUUUGGUGCUGAUGUAGCUCUCCGCUGCGCUUCGAAAACAGCUCUAUUCACGGGGACGAGCGCCAGUCUGACCUUUGACAGGCAAUGAAUGACAAAUGAAAGGUCAGCUGUUCUGACAUCAGCUGGGACAUCGGAGAAUGACAGGCAGUGCAUCGAAAGUUGGUCGAUAGCAGCGGAGACUUCAGCACCGGGGGACGAAGCGGCGGAGGCGGUUUGACGGCGGUAACCCUUGGCAGCGCGAAGACAGGCCCGCCGCGACAGGACGACUACAGCACCAUGGACAGCUCAGGCCCUUCAUCUUCAGAUAUGGACGGGAACUACGGAGGGGGACUUUUUGAUAUGGUUAAAGGAGGUGCUGGAAAGUUCUUCAGCAACAUUAAGGACAACCUAAAAGACACUAUCAAAGACACCUCAACCAAGGUUAUGAAUCAAGUGGCCACAUAUACAAAAGGAGAGUUGGACAUUGCCUACAUCACAACACGCAUCAUUGUGAUGUCAUAUCCUGCUGAAGCAGUGGAGAUGGGCUACAGGAACCACACAGAGGAUAUCCGCUCAUUCCUGGACUCACGGCAUGCCGACCACUACACUGUUUUCAACCUGUCACAGAGGAACUAUCGGGGAGCCAAGUUCUCCAACAGAGUUUCUGAAUGCAAUUGGUCUUCCAGGCAGGCCCCGAGUCUUCACAACCUGUUUGCCGUUUGUAAGAACAUGUACAACUGGCUCAAGCAAAACCCCAAGAAUGUGUGUGUGAUCACCUGCUCGGAUGGUAAAGCUUCUUCAGGUGUGCUGGUCUGUGCCAUGUUCUGUUUCUGCCACCUUUUUGCCAACCCAGUGCCAGCCAUGCACCUUCUCAGCGCCAAAAGGCCUGGAUCUGGCCUAUGGCCCUCCCACAGGAGGUACAUAGGUUACGUAUGCAGUAUAGUCUCAGAGAAGCCCACGGUGCCCCACUCCAAACCGCUGGUUAUUAAAGCUGUCACAAUGAGUCCUGUUCCUUGCUUCAACAAACAGCGCACUGGCUGUCGGCCGUUUUGUGACGUACUUAUCGGCGAGACCAAGAUAUUUUCCACAGCUCAGGAGUAUGAGAGAAUGAGGGAACACAGAAUUCAGGAGGGCAAAGUGGUCUUUCCUGUAGAAGUGAGUGCUCAAGGUGACGUGGUGAUUUCUGUCUAUCACAUGCGCUCUCAUGCACUACAGGCCAAGGUAACAAACACUCAGAUAUUCCAGAUCCAGUUCCAUACUGGAUUCAUUGCCCCUGGCACCACCGUUUUAAAGUUUAUGAAAACAGAGCUGGAUGCCUGUGAUUCUCCAGAGAAAUACCCUCAGUUGUUUCACGUACUGUUAGACAUCGAGGUGGAAAGCACAGAGAAGCAAAAAGAUCUCACCCCUCCAUGGGAACAGUUCCCCACCAAAGACCUGAGCCCUAAUGUGCUUUUUUCAUGCCACCAAGAACAUCAGGACGCACUUGCUAUUGCGGAUCCUGCCCAGGGCCACGGAAGUUGCGGAGGCAGAGUGGGCCCGAAUGAGGAGAGCGAACCCUCGGAUGAUGACAUGCUCUCCCUCUCCAGCCAGCAGAGCAACACAAGCAAUGAUAAAACAAAAGCGCCCAAGAAACCAGAGCGUCCUCCGGCCGCUGAAGAAGUAGAUCUGCUGGGGCUGGAUGGGGAUGCGGCCAAGCCUCCUCCUUCUUCCCCACAACCUCACGCUACCAGCACCACCACAGACCUGUUGGGUGAUCUGUUUGGAGCUCCGCCCACACCACAGCCGGCCAGCGGCCCAACGUCUGCUCAGUCGACUCCUCGGAGAUCUGCGACCUCUUCCUCACCCUGCCCGUCACCUCGAACUGGAGACGCUUUUGACCUGUUCGGGUCCGGGAGCGGUCCCGCCCCUAAGCCACAGGACUUUAUGGGAGGAUUCCUUGGCCCAGGUAAUAUGGGGCAGCCAGACCCCUUUCUGCAUGCUGCACGAUCUCCAUCUCCUACAAUGCAGAACAUGGGCAUGGGUCGCAGUUCACCGGUGCCCCCCACUACCCCUACUGUCAACAUCCAACAGCAGAACUCAACAGGAGCAUGGGAGUGGAACAAACAAACAACUGCAGGUGCAGGUUUUGGGAUGGGAAGCAAGUCCGCAACCACCAGUCCAACAAGCUCAGUUCAUGGUACACCCACCCACCAGAGCAAAUCCAGCACUCUGGAUCCUUUUGCAGAUCUGGGUAACCUAGGAACCAGUUUGGGAGGUGGAUCAGGAUUCUCUAGCAAACCCACCACACCUACUGGUACAGGAGGAGCAUUUCCACCCAUGGGCUCCCCCCAGCGUCCCGCUCCCUCUCCACAGCACACUGCUUCUGGUGGCUGGCAUCCCGGCACUGGCCUCCCUUCACGGCAGCCGGGGGGUACGAAUCAAUGGCAAUCCCAGGGUGCACACCAUCAGACCCCGCCUAAAGCACCUGGACCGUCUAUGCCUCACACCCCACCACAGAACAGACCAAACUACAAUGUUAGCUUCUCCCCCAUGGGUGGGGCAUCACCUGGGGGCACUGGAGCAAAAGCACAGCCUAACAUGGGAACCAGGCCGAAAGUUUCGGAUGCUAAUUUUGAUGACCUGCUCUCUGGCCAGGGCUUUGCUGGUAGCAAGGAUAAGAAAGGGCCAAAAACUAUAGCAGAGAUGAGAAAAGAAGAGAUGGCAAAAGAGAUGGACCCAGAGAAAAUAAAGAUCCUUGACUGGAUUGAAGGGAAGGAGAGGAACAUAAGAGCGUUGCUGUCUACCAUGCACACAGUGCUUUGGGAGGGGGAGACACGCUGGAAACCUGUAGGCAUGGCUGAUCUUGUGACACCAGAUCAGGUGAAGAAGGUCUACCGUAAAGCUGUACUGGUGGUGCAUCCUGAUAAGGCUACUGGACAGCCCUAUGAACAAUAUGCCAAGAUGAUUUUUAUGGAACUUAAUGACGCCUGGUCAGAAUUCGACAGCCAAGGACAGAAAGCGCUUUACUGAGACUUAAAAUGCAGAAAAAUGGCCCCAAAUCUAAAUAUGAUUGCAACAAGUCAAACAGCUCCUACCCAGAUCGGACAUCUUGCAACUCAUCACAUCCCAUUAAAAAAUCUUCGUCAUCUCUUCCACUUCCAGAAAGCAGAACUUACAUACAGUAUAGUUGUGUCUCUCCCUAUUUAUCUAUUUAUCAGGUCAGGUCAUGCACUAAACCAACUUUACUGCUGUUAUGAGAAGACUGCUAUUGAAAUUUAAUUUUGUGUUUAAAAAGUUAGCGUUUCUGUCCCAGGAUGCCUGCAUUGCAAAGGUUGUGGCUUUACACAGCUGUAAAUAUAUCCGUAAAGUCAUUGUUGAGUAAGAUGUGACAAUAGUGAUGAAUUUUGUAUGGGAGGUAACCUAUCUUUAUUAAUGAACAAUCCACAUUCUCCAGAAAUCUUCGGUUUUGUGACCACUUGAGAGAGAUGAGGUUUAAGCAAAUAUGCACAAAUAAAAAAUAACACGUAUACAAAUGCCUUGUAUUAUUUAGUACAUAAGCAUUAACCAGUGACUGCAGUGAGUAUUAGUUUACAUUCAUUUUUGGGGGGUAAAAGCACAAUAAAUUAGACUAAGACUAAUUUUUUUACCCUUGUUUGGGAGUUAUUAGACUACAUUUUGCAAAACGUAGAUUUACUGAUCUGUCUGUAUAUGUUGCACUGUACGACACUGUUUACAAGCAUAAAUAAUUAAGACAAAUUGUUUAUUCGUUGUUUAUUCAAAAGUAUAUAUAAAAUAAAGUAACUCAGCAAGACUACAUUAAGAUAAAAUGGUGCUUUGGCGUACACAAGUUGUAAUAUUUUUUAACUGUUUAACGGUGUUCACUCAUACGGCAAUAUGUUUUUAACUUAUUUGAAUACAGUUCUCAAUGCUGUAUUCUCAAUUGAUUUCUAUUAGUAUUCAGAAACAGCCUUGCAUUUGGAUUGUUUAUUUCUGAUUCUGCUUAAAAAAACACAUUUAUGACCAUCUAUGUUUGUUAAAACCUUUCUACAUAUCAUUCAGAGUGGACCAUUUAUAUUUUCAACAGCUGAUUUUGCAUAUGAACUUGAUUAACAAGUAAAUCAAUCUUCAAAAUCCAGCUAUAUUUAGCUAUUUCUCUUGGUCUCCACUUACUGUAAUGAACUGCAUGUUUGACUGUAAGUGGCACAUAGUCCGGCGAAAGUUUCAAGAGUGUUCAGCCACUAAUCUGCCC